This is a messenger RNA of Stegodyphus dumicola, 1806 nucleotides long. Its product is annotated as R3H domain-containing protein 4-like. Lineage: Eukaryota; Metazoa; Arthropoda; Arachnida; Araneae; Eresidae. Gene Ontology annotation, molecular function: nucleic acid binding. The record is from RefSeq and is a predicted model, not a curated record.
CUAUAGUAAUCUAAAUAAGAACAUGUCCUACCAGUAGAAGGAAGGAGGAAAAAAAAAAAAAAAUUAUAGAGGAAAGGGCGUUUAGCGGAGAAUGUUAGUAUCUGAAGUUUGUUUGUACACAUUGGCUCGUGGUUGUGUACGUUUCUGCAAGCUGGUGACUCGAAAUACUCAACAGACGUAAUAUGUUUUUCGUGUGAAAACUAAACAUCUGCUUUUGUUACUACAAUCGUAUUUAAGCCAUCUUAACUAAUUUUGGAGACAUAAUAAUAUGGGGGUAAUUAGAAAAUCAUCCAAUAUCUCUAAUCCGUAUCCUGAUUCCAUUGAGGAUGUUUUGGAUGAAAUUGAAAAUGCAGAACAAAAUAACAAUCAAGAACUUGAAGUCAGACGUCCUCGAAAAAUUAAGCAUCGUUCUGCCAGACCACAUGUUGUAGGCAGCAUCAGUAGUACUAGCGGAAAGAGUGGAAAAAAGAAAAAACGAGUGGAAAAUUCUAACUACUUGUUGUCUUUGGCGGACCCUGAUGAAGCCCAGGAACUUUCUAUCCAAGAUUUCAUUCCACAAACAGUGUCUGUAUUUACCCAGUUCUUCAUCCAUAGAGACAAUAUAGAGAUUUGGAGUGAAUUUAUAAACUGUACAAAAGAUAACGAAGAUUGGUUUCAGAAAAAUGUUAUUGUAGAAGACACUGAAGUUGCUGAUGCUCAUGAUGACAGUCAUGAUGGUCGUAAUGAACAUCCUGCAUAUACUGCAGCAGAAUGCUUCCGAAAGAUAGAUGGUGAUCUUCGAUAUAUGUUUAAAAAGAGGCAUAUCCCUAUGGGCACUUUGAUACAUUUGGAAAAUGAACUGGUAACAUUUUUUGUCAACCGUCCAGAGUCAAUAUAUCACUGCCAGAUUCCAAGCAGUUUCGAGAGGCUUAUGGUUCAUGCUCUCAGCCAGUACCUGGAUUUAUCUUCACUAAGUUAUAACAGGAAUGGUUCCAGAUGGACAAGAGUGAGAAACAAAAAGUCUUAUUUUUACCUUCCACCUAUUCUCCUGUCGUCAUAUUUGGAAAGACGAUCAAAUCACACUAUUCAUUAGUUGAAUUUUAUAUUUGUGUUUUUGAUUUUAGUGAUAUGACGUUUGCUCCUAGAUUCUGCACAAAGACAUUAUUGUACAUAUAUUUAUACGAAAGUUCUUUUCCAUAUUGUAAAAUAUUAUAUAAUUUUUAAAGUUAGUAUUUUAAAAUUUGUUAUUGCUAGCAUGCUUGCUUUUAAAGAUUUUCAUGUACCACAUGUAGAAGGCAAUUCAAGAAAAUUAUACUUUUGUAUAAACUUACCUUUCUUAAAUUGAUAUAAAAUAUUAGUCAUUAUUGUUCAGAAAUAGGAGUGUUUAAUACAAGUUGUAUUCUGUGAAAUGCAUUCUCCAUAGUACUCACAGAAUUAGACAAAGUUAUGGCUUAUAGCAAUGUUUUUAUAUAUGUCUGAAUUUUGUAAACAGCAUUAAAUAUUAAUGCUGUUAAUUUAAAACCAGAAAUUUUAAUUCAUUUCGUAAAUCAUAUUUGCACAUGUAUGAGUUUUGAAUGCCUGUAAAAUUAUAAUUUUUAUCGGUAACAAAUAUCUGCAGAAUUCUAAAUUAUUCCAAAUUUCUGAAUAUCUAACCAGUACAUUGUAUUUUGCAAUCUUGAUUAAUUGAUUAGAUUGAAAUAUUGUUUAUGUAUUAAAAUGUAUAAUUCCAUUAUGGAUUUUUCUUUCAUUGAAAAAAAUUCUGCCUAAUUCAGCAUUUACUAGUCCACUUUUAAAUAAUUAUUCAAGAAAUAAAACAGUAUUUCCCCA